Messenger RNA from Styela clava, 1963 nucleotides. The record is from RefSeq and is a predicted model, not a curated record. NCBI's taxonomy places the organism in Eukaryota, Metazoa, Chordata, Ascidiacea, Stolidobranchia, Styelidae.
AAAUAUUCAUCAUAAAGUAUCGAAAUCUACUAUUAUGUAAUGGUAUUUACGUGGGACGCUGACGCCCCCUCUUCGUUAAAAGUAGUUUUCGUUGUUGGAUUUACCGCUGGAACUGCAACUUUACUAGUUUCCUGCUGGUGUAUUAUUACCAUUCUGUCAUCUAAGAAGCUUAGAAAACCUUUAUGGCUAUUCAGAGCUUCGUUAUGCAUGAAGGAUAUACUUUUAUGCAUCAUCGUUUUGUUGCCAAAUUUUUCAAGCUCACAAGUGGAGAUUUAUAAAGAGCAUAACCAUGCUCAACCCUACCUCUCUGCUGCCUUGAUAGCUUCCAUUUCUUCAUCUUUCUUCACAAUUCUAUGCGCAUCGAUUGACCGAUAUCACGCCUCAACUCGCCCAUUCAGAUAUCAUAUUGGAGACAUGAUGCCAACGUCUGUUGCCGUUAUAUUAAUUUUCAACUCUUGGAUGAUCAGCGUUAUCAUUUCUGUAUGCGUGGUAUCGGAUUAUUCAAAAUCAAUAAGGGAGUCGUACGGAAUUUUAUUGGAAUUUGUAUCAUUGGAAAUAUGGCAAAAAGCGAUUUUAAUAACUGGGCUGACGUUCGUGUUUUUCGUCUCAACCUACCUUCUCGGACUCUCUCUCGCCCACAUGAUUCGACAGAAACAAGAAAGUAGGCUGCGCAUAGAGAGUGGAGAAGAAGAGCCGAUUCGAAGCAGAAGAAAUUCUGCGAUCGAAGAAGCUUACUGUGAUAAACCAAGUACGUCUGGGUACAGAACAGACUCUGAAUCAGAAGCAAAUCAAUUUUUUCUACGAGUUGAAGAUCCUGUUCAAAAACCAAAAACUGCAAAACGAAAAUGGUCGCUGAAGAACACUCAAAAUAAAGCAUAUUUCACGCCUACUACAUACCGUCCGAGUAUUUUGAGGCGAAUUCGAGAUACCUGGUAUCUGUAUGUGGUCAUUAUUACAUGGGGAGUGUUGUUCCUGACUACGUUGAUCCCGUUUUAUUUUCUACUUGUUGGAGCAGAAUAUUGCAACAUCGAUUGGAAGGCUUUUGCGAAUCCACACAGUUCAAAUUCUUCUGUGUCGACCACUGCAGACUCUUUUUCAGAUGCUGUACAGUCUUCACUUUCAUUUGAUUUCAAUAAUCACUGUAUACUGGGCGGAAUUUCUGAAUGUUUACUUCUAAGUCAUGGGUUCAUCUGCGUGAUCACAUACACAUUUGCGGAUGAUGUGUUCAGGCCGAAGUUUUUGGAGCCGAUAGCGUUUUUAGUGUUACCGUGUGUAAGCGCUAUCAGACGAAAUCGUAGGAGAGGAAGCGUGUAUGGUCAAGACAGACGUCGAACACUUUCAAGAAAUUCUAAUAUUGCAAAUUUUGGCGUAUGAUAGUAGAUCUGGAUUAUCGAUAAACUUGACUGCAAGAAAAUGAAUUAAUUUUAAUCGUGUUUUUGCGUAGAAUUUUAUUUGAUCAGUUUUGCUGCAAAUGAUCUAAUUUCUCACGUGGAAUCUUGAAGGAGUAAUACCACAACGGCAGCAUUUUAAAAUAUAUUGAUCUAAUUAAUUAUAAUUAACGUGGGCCUAGCUUCCAAAUGAAAUGGAUAUUAAUUUAUGAUGUACAUCCUAUAUAUUUAAUGAAGUAUAUUUAAAUUUACAAUUGAUCUUUAUGUCGCUGUUGGUUCAAAAAUAGUAAAAGCACGAGACAUAACAUUUUGGUGUUAGCUUAGCUAUCCUAAAUUGAUUAGCUUCAGAGUAGCUUCUAUACAAACAACAAAUUUUGCCAAACAACAUUUUUGCUCCCAAUACAGAUUUUUAGGUUUUGCCGCAAAAGCUUAACACUUCAGGCAUUUCGGUGUGUCAAGCGCAAGCACAUGAAAAAAUUACAUACGCGUGUAUUAUUCUUAUCUACGUUGGCGAACGAGUACAAAAUAUUAAUAUCUUGCUUUUGAUUGCUAAGUUUUUUUUUCGAUUGAUCAAA